AUGACCGAAGCUGCUGGUAUCUCUUCGGUAGUUGGUCGUUUCGGUUUUGUGGGAACUGGGUCUCUCAGAACGAUAUUAACGAGGCGAUUUUCUUUGCAAUUUCGAUGGUCGGCCUCAUUAAGCUGGCUUUCUUUCUUGGGAAAUCAUGCGAUGAAUCUUAAAGGGGAACUGACAUCUAGUGAUUUAGGGGUCCCAUUCGAAGGAUCAAACGCAUCCUUUGGAGUGUCUUUUCCUCUCCCUUGA
This is a messenger RNA of Dentiscutata erythropus, 243 nucleotides long. The record is from the annotation of a GenBank genome assembly. NCBI's taxonomy places the organism in Eukaryota, Fungi, Glomeromycota, Glomeromycetes, Diversisporales, Gigasporaceae.